GGGCUCUGGCUCUGGCUCUUUUACUCUUGCACUCAUGGCGGAGAGCAGACCUCACACCGCCGCCGCUCGGAUCCGCCAAACCCGCGUCUGAUCAGGAGCCCAGGACGACAUGAGCGCUGCUGAGAGCGAGGACAGACUGGACGUUGUGUUUCUGCUUUUACUGAGUCCCAGAGAGCCAGCUGCAUCCAUACUCGGUGUCCUCGCCAGGCCGGGGAGGCUGUGAGUUAUUGGGAAAGGAACUGAAGAACAAACAGGGGAAAUGGCUGCGACCGCGGGCUUCUCCUCCAACGGACCUGUACCCUGGACGCUGAGCGACACCGAGGUGAACAAUCUGUACCGGGAUCUGGAGCUGGGCACUGUACUGACGCUCUUUUACUCCAAAAAGUCCCAGAGGCCCGAGAGAAGGACGUUUCAAGUCAAGCUGGAGACCAGGCAGAUUAUCUGGACCAGAGGAACGGAUAAAAUCGAGGGCGAGAUUGAUAUUCGGGAGAUUAAGGAGAUCCGCAUGGGCCAGAAGUCACGAGACUUCGAGCGAUAUGUGGAGGACUCGACCGCCCGGCCCGACCAGGCCCACUGCUUCGUCAUCCUCUACGGCACAGAGUUUCGGCUCAAAGCGCUCAGUCUGGCAGCGACCUCAGACGAGGAGAUGGUCAUGUGGGUGAAGGGUUUGACCUGGCUGGUGUCCGAUACACUACGCUCCCCCACACCCCUGCAGAUAGAGAGGUGGCUGAGAAAACAGUUUUACGCAGUGGAUCGUAACAGAGAAGACAGAAUUUCCUGUAAGGAUCUGAAGAGUAUGCUGUGCCAGGUCAACUACAGAGUUCCCAAUAUGAGGUUCUUACGAGAGAAACUUCCGGAUGGAGAGCCGAGGAAUGGAGAUGUAUCUUAUAGUCAUUUUGCGCAGUUGUACCGCAGCCUGAUGUUUGACGCACAGAAAUCAAUGGAGAUUCCACUGCUGCAAAGGCUUAUUGAGAGACCAGAGCAGAAGAUCUUACUGGAGGACUUCCAGAACUUCCUGAUUGAACAUCAGAAGGAGCUCUGGGCUACAGACAAUAACAAGGUGCAGGAGUUCAUGUUCCUCUACCUGAAGGAUCCUCUGCGAGAGAUCGAGCAGCCAUACUUUCAUCAAGACGAGCUGCUCACGUAUCUGUUCUCUAAAGAGAACACUAUCUGGGACUCGCAGCUCGAUCAGGUGAGGCCCGAGGACAUGAACAACCCCCUGUCCCACUACUGGAUCUCCUCGUCCCACAACACGCUUAUUGAGAGACCAGAGCAGAAGAUCUUACUGGAGGACUUCCAGAACUUCCUGAUUGAACAUCAGAAGGAGCUCUGGGCUACAGACAAUAACAAGGUGCAGGAGUUCAUGUUCCUCUACCUGAAGGAUCCUCUGCGAGAGAUCGAGCAGCCAUACUUUCAUCAAGACGAGCUGCUCACGUAUCUGUUCUCUAAAGAGAACACUAUCUGGGACUCGCAGCUCGAUCAGGUGAGGCCCGAGGACAUGAACAACCCCCUGUCCCACUACUGGAUCUCCUCGUCCCACAACACCUAUCUGACGGGAGACCAGUUUUCCAGUGAGUCGUCUCUGGAGGCGUACGCCCGCUGUCUGCGGAUGGGCUGCAGAUGCAUCGAGUUGGACUGCUGGGACGGUCCUGAUGGGAUGCCUGUUAUCUACCACGGUCACACCCUCACCACCAAGAUCAAGUUCAACGAUGUGCUUUCCACCAUCAAAGAACACGCCUUCAUUACGUCUGACUAUCCCAUCAUCCUCUCCAUCGAGGACCACUGCAGUAUUGUCCAGCAGAGAAACAUGGCCACCUACUUUAAGAAAGUGUUUGGAGAGAUGCUCCUGACCAAAGCGGUGGACAUCUCAGCCGACGGUCUCCCCUCGCCCAAUCAGCUCAAGAGGAAGAUCCUGAUCAAGCACAAGAAAUUAGCUGAGGGAAGUGCGUACGAGGAGGUCUCGUCUUCAACGCCCUACUCGGAGAACGACAUCAGCAACUCCAUCAAGAACGGCAUCCUGUACCUGGAGGAUCCCAUCAACCACGAGUGGUAUCCUCACUUCUUUGUCCUGACCAGCAAUAAGAUCUAUUACUCUGAAGAGACGUCAAGUAAUCAAGGGAACGAGGAUGAGGAGGAGCACAGAGAGAUCAUUAACAGCAUGGACCAGCAUGUGACGGAGAAGUGGUUUCACGGGAAGCUGGGAGCGGGGCGUGAUGGGCGUCAGAUCGCGGAGCGUCUGCUGUCGGAGUACUGCCUGGAGACCGGCGCGCCCGACGGCUCGUUCCUGGUGCGGGAGAGCGAGACCUUCGUGGGAGACUACACUCUCUCCUUCUGGCGGUCCGGUCGGGUUCAGCACUGCAGAAUUCACUCUCGGCAGGAGGCCGGCAACCCCAAGUUCUACCUGACGGAUAACCUGGUGUUCGACACGCUGUUCGCGCUCAUCACACAUUACCAGCAGGUGCCUCUGCGCUGCAACGAGUUUGAGAUGAAGCUGACCGAGCCAGUGCCGCAGACCAACGCUCACGAGAGCAAAGAGGAGCCUGAUUAUGGAUCUCUGUAUGAGGGCCGUAACCCUGGAUUCUAUGUGGAAGCCAAUCAGAUGCCCACGUUUAAGUGCACAGUACGAGCCAUGUAUGAAUACAAAGCCCAGCGCGAUGAUGAACUUUCCUUCAGUAAGAACGCCAUCAUUCAGAACGUGGACAAACAGGAAGGAGGCUGGUGGAAGGGAGACUAUGGCGGGAAGAAGCAGCUGUGGUUCCCUGCGAAUUACGUGGAGGAAAUCAGCCCGACGGCCACGGAGCCUGACAGAUCACAGGCCACAGAGAACAGUCCUCUGGGAGAUCUCCUGAGAGGAAGUAUGGACGUGUCUUCCUGUCAGAUCGUGGUCAGGCCUGAAGGGAAGGGCAGCAGACAGUUCGUCUUCUCUUUGGUGCCUGUGGCUUCGCCUCGCACCGGCCCGGUGCUGGACAUCGCAGCCAGUUCACAGGAGGAGCUGAAGGACUGGGUGGUGAAGAUUCGUGAGGUCACCAUGACCUCUGAAGCCAAGCUUGAGGAGGGUAAAAUGAUGGAAAGAAGAAAGAAGAUUGCUCUAGAGCUGUCAGAUCUGGUCAUCUACUGCCGACCGGUUCCUUUCGAUGAAGACAAAAUCGGGACGGAGCGGGCCUGUUUCCGGGACAUGUCCUCGUUCCCCGAGACCAAAGCGGAGAAGUAUGUGAACCGCAUCAAAGGAAAGAAGUUCCUGCAGUACAACCGGCUGCAGCUCUCGCGGAUCUACCCUCGCGGUCAGCGCCUGGACUCGUCCAACUAUGACCCGUUACCCAUGUGGCUGUGUGGCAGUCAGCUGGUGGCCCUUAACUUCCAGACCGCAGAUAAGCCCAUGCAGAUGAAUCAGGCGCUCUUCAUGCUGAACGGCAGGAGCGGUUACGUGCUGCAGCCGCCCAUCAUGAGAGACGACAGCUUCGACCCGUUUGACCGGCACUCUCUGAGAGGACUGGAGCCCAUCACGCUCUGCAUAGAGGUUUUGGGAGCGCGCCACCUGCCCAAACACGGUCGAGGUAUCGUUUGCCCUCUCAUCGAGAUCGAAGUUUGUGGAGCAGAAUAUGACAACGCCAAGCAGAGGACUGACUCUGAAGCGGACAACGGUCUGAAACCCACCUGGCCCAGAAAACCCUUCCGAUUCACCGUGUGCAAUCCUUCCUUUGCCUUCCUGCGCUUCGUGGUCUAUGAAAUCGACAUGUUCAACGACCAGAACUUUCUCGCCCAGGCAACGUUCCCCAUCAACUGCCUCAAAACAGGCUACCGGUCGGUCCCGCUGAAGAACAGCUACAGUGAGGAUCUGGAGUUGGCGUCUCUGCUGGUGCACAUGGACAUCGUCAGAGGAAGGCAUGAGAACGGCGAGAUGCUGAGUCCGUUCUCGGCGACGGGGGCCAUGGCCAUGCAGGUGGGCCGGGAGCGGAUGGGGGACACCAGCUCCGUCUCCUCCGCGUCCUCCAUGUCCCCCCUGCCCUCGUCUCCGGGCCAGGCGCUGGGAUAUCGCGGGCGGGAGGGCUCGAUCGAGGCCCGCUACCAGUCUCCGCUGGAGGACUUCAGAGUGUCACAGGAGGGGCUGAUGGAUCACGAGAACAGGAGGCUCCGCAGGGCUCGCGUCAGCGCCGACAACCGAGCGUAACCCGAGCUUGCGACGGACAGACGCAAGGCCAGCGACAAGGGUCCCACAGAGCUGAUGAUGUCAAGGACUGCAUUGAAACCCGCUUCUGUGGAAAUCGGCAUCGCCAGCGUUUUCGGACAGAUCUCCCUCUCUCUGCGACUCUCUCCCGCUCCGGGCCGCGCGGGGCGUGAACGAAGCUGCGGCUCACGGACAGAAACAAACAAUUAUCUGCUUAGCUACAAUCUGAACCUGCGGCGGACGGGACAAGGGGGUGUUCUGAUGCAGAGCGAGAAUCGGGUACAAGGCCAAUGUUUCAAAACUGAGUGGGGGCUGUAUCAUUCAUCCCUUUGAAACCGAUUCCAGGUUAACAUUUAUGGAGUAAUAAUGCUUUUUCUUUACUCUAUCUCUCUGGCUUAUAUAUAUAAAUAUAUAAAUGUGUGUGCGUGCCCCAUUUUGCUGUCGAUUAGAAAAGUGUUGCAGCUGAUCUGCUCUCAAAGAGCCUCUCACUCCAGAUUCUUAUUUCAUUUCAGAUUGAUUAUUUUUUAUUAUUUAAACAUGUUUCAUAAUGCUAAUUGUUUUUUUCUAUAUGAGUUUUUUUAACAUGAGGGCUUGGCCUUUUUAAGUUGUUUCUCGCAUUCUUGCGCUUUCUCUUUCCUCUGUCCGAGUUGAUGGACUAAACUGUUUGACACGUCCCAGGAUGCUCUUGUUUUUUUGUUUUUUUUAAGACAGGCAGGUGGCAGUAUGGGAGAUCUCAUUGAAGCAGUCGCUGUCUGAGCAUCAGGAAGACAUUCUUCGACCUUUAACAACCUUUUUUUUUUUUUUAAACAAAGUUACGACGUUAUCAAGUGACCA
Molecule: messenger RNA, 4999 nt
Organism: Sinocyclocheilus grahami
Lineage: Eukaryota; Metazoa; Chordata; Actinopteri; Cypriniformes; Cyprinidae
Gene: plcg1
Product: phospholipase C, gamma 1
Exons: 34
Coding region: 260-4168 (1302 amino acids)
Biological process (GO): positive regulation of epithelial cell migration; release of sequestered calcium ion into cytosol; phosphatidylinositol metabolic process
Cellular component (GO): ruffle membrane
Molecular function (GO): protein binding; phosphatidylinositol-4,5-bisphosphate phospholipase C activity
Source: RefSeq, a predicted model, not a curated record